CAACAAUAUCAACAAUGUCAACUACAACAAGUAAGUGUGCAGGUGGUGUGUAGAAAUAAAUAACGAAUGACAUGUUUUUCUGAUUUUGUCAGUCACUGGAUUCACAUUUAUUCAAUAAAAUAAAAUAUUUAAAAGAUAUGUGUUCAAAUAAUGAAAAUCUUCGACUGAAUCUUGAGUUUGGAGGCGGUGCUGAAUUCUUAUUUGAUAAAAAGAAAUAUGUAAUAGACUUACCUGGUUCUGAAUGGACUUUAAAACUUUUGCUAACAUGGAUCAGAGAUAACCUCUUGAAGGAAAGAACAGAAUUAUUUAUGCAAGACGAUACAGUAAGGCCAGGAAUUUUAGUUCUAGUAAAUGAUGCUGAUUGGGAAUUAUUGGGCCAAGCUGAAUAUAAGCUUCAACAGAAUGACACUAUUCUUUUCAUAUCGACGCUGCAUGGAGGUUAACACUUAUUUUAUAAUUAAAUAAAUCUUGGCAAAUGAAUCUUCUACGCUUAAAAACAAAACUUGUAUCAGGAUAAACUGAUCCAUAGUAUAUAGGUUUCCAUCAUUUUCAAAAACUUUCAUUUAUCGACAUUUCAAAUUUUAUCGUUUAGUGAAAUAUAGAAGUCAAAAUAUUAAUAUAGUUUAGUUUAGGUAAAAUAGAAAAUGAACAAUUAUUAUUUUUUCAAGAAAUAGUACAACUAAAUUUUCGAUGAUAUAUUAUUUUAUGUAUGUAAAAGUUUAUUGGUUUAAGAUUUAUUAUUUUCCACUGAUCAAGUUGAAUCUAAUAUUUUAAUAUUUU
This is a messenger RNA of Leptopilina heterotoma, 780 nucleotides long. RefSeq names its product ubiquitin-related modifier 1 (gene Urm1). The transcript is spliced from 5 exons. Gene Ontology annotation, cellular component: cytoplasm; nucleus. The coding region runs from base 138 to 443 and encodes 101 amino acids. Gene Ontology annotation, biological process: protein urmylation; tRNA thio-modification. Gene Ontology annotation, molecular function: protein tag activity. The record is from RefSeq and is a predicted model, not a curated record. Lineage: Eukaryota; Metazoa; Arthropoda; Insecta; Hymenoptera; Figitidae.